Messenger RNA from Rhinocladiella mackenziei CBS 650.93, 582 nucleotides. RefSeq lists its product as uncharacterized. The record is from RefSeq and is a predicted model, not a curated record. Lineage: Eukaryota; Fungi; Ascomycota; Eurotiomycetes; Chaetothyriales; Herpotrichiellaceae. The transcript has a single exon. Bases 1 to 582 code for a protein of 193 amino acids.
AUGCCCACUCUCCAGCGUAUGGCGGACGAUUCGGAGUUCCUUGAGCACCGAAGACGUCGUUUCGACCAGGAUGAUCCUCCACCGCCAUAUUCGUCGCACAACACCACGAGACUGCCAACUCCCGACCCAUUCCCUCCAGCGGUGGACGACAUCGAUAUAGACGAGCUUCUUCACAAACCGUUGAGUGACUUUGAGAUCAAUGUGAUCAGAGGAAGGUUUAGCCUUGAUGGGCUUUAUUAUCCACGCCAUCGAUGCAACGACGAAGUCCGUCAAGAAAAGGAGCGGAUCUAUCGAGAAUCGGCCAGACGGGAUGAAAACUAUAAUCCGCUCUAUCGUGGACCCGACCUGAUCGGGCGCCCUGUACAGCAGCGGAUCUACAUUAUGGCUAGACACAGCAUCAAAAAGCGAUGGGAAAAGCUGGGAGUGUGGAACCCCAAAUGGGGGGUCCCCACUGGCUAUCUCGAAGGGUUUGGCAACGAUGACGGCCCACGCUCUUGGGUGUGGGACCGAAAAGCACGAGGCAUAAAGAGAAAGUACAAUUACCUGCCACAUGAAGAAAAAAUGGCCAGUUGGCCCUCGUGA